AUGGGCAUAAGUCUUGGCAAUGAUGGUAAAAAUGAUGGUAAAAGAGCGAGAGGUUAUCUUUACUGCUCAAAUUGACUCACUCUAGUCUUUGAGUACGCAUUAAACUCACAAAAGUGUGCUCCUGAUAUCGAAUCUAUCUUUCCUAGAAAUACUUGCGAAUUCCUCAUUUAUUAUCAUUCUAACAUCUUGUAUUUCUAGUCACAGUCACGAAAGGUCAUGUCAGAGCUGUCCCAAUUGAGCAAUUAUCUACCAGCAACGACCAAGCGGUCCAAGUCUAUCAAGCUGGUUGUAUGGAACGCAAGGAACAAUUAUUGGGCUUGAAAAGCUCUUUUGGCGAUUAUAUGAACAAUAGCAUUGUUUGUCUUUGUUCUCUUUCCUCAUACAAAGGCUCAUUGGAGAAAAGCUCCGCAGUUGUUUUGCACGCGACCUGCAAUAAAAUCCAGCAAAGGAAUAUUGAAUUGUUGCCUCUUAUGGUAACAAAGCAAGAAUACAUUAACAACAAUCAUACUCAUUCAUUCCUGAAUCAAGAACAAUUGCAUUUUGCACUAUAUUUGAGAUGUGUGAAACCUCGUUUAAAAACCACAACUCGCACCCUUUUCCUCACACACUCACACCUACACACACAUUUGCACACGCAGUCUCAGAGUUUACACAAACAUCUUCAACAGAUCAUAAUGUCUGCCAACACCUCUGUAGUUUCAGCUCCAGCUUCCGAGAAACCGCAAGUUUCCUCGGCUGCUAAGCAUGAGGCUACUAAUGGAGCAAGUACGAGUGCUCGUCGCCAGGCUAUAAAGGCCUACGCGAAGACGCACGGUCGCAAAGAGGAGGAUAUUCUGUCCCUUAUAGACACUCCAGCUAUGUCAGCAGAAAUAGAAAUAGAUGCGGAAGUCCUUGUAGAAAAGGAUGGUGAACUCAAAUGGGCUGACGAGAUCUGUGGUGAUGAGAGGGUUUACUACAGCGUUAUCAAUGGACCUAAUCCGGCCUGGAUAAGUAGGCGACUGUCGGUAUCGAUAUCUCCAAUCAGAUGGGAGGAGAAUGGCAUCAAAUACGCCAUCAACAUGGGGGAGGAGAUUGUUCGCGGACCGCCCGUCCUCGACGAGGAAGGGGUGCCUCUCAAGAGCACCACCUAUGUUUGCAUAUAUGAUCCAUCCAUCGAUAUCUGA
Messenger RNA from Hymenoscyphus albidus, 1163 nucleotides. The record is from the annotation of a GenBank genome assembly. NCBI's taxonomy places the organism in Eukaryota, Fungi, Ascomycota, Leotiomycetes, Helotiales, Helotiaceae.